Molecule: messenger RNA, 1746 nt
Organism: Meira miltonrushii
Lineage: Eukaryota; Fungi; Basidiomycota; Exobasidiomycetes; Exobasidiales; Brachybasidiaceae
Product: putative chromatin assembly factor 1 subunit C
Exons: 1
Coding region: 342-1613 (423 amino acids)
Biological process (GO): regulation of gene expression
Cellular component (GO): Rpd3L complex; cytoplasm; nucleus
Molecular function (GO): histone binding
Source: RefSeq, a predicted model, not a curated record
CUCCUGCUUUAAGCAGCGCAUUCUUUGCUCAGCAAAUUUGUUUGUUUUAGGCACUUUGUCCCAAGUAUUUUAUGAGUGUUGGUCUUUCUGCAAUUGCAUGAAUUCCACUCUACGCGAUGGACGCCCGCGAUUGAUCACGCGCCAUUUCUGAUGUCUGACUUGAUUGCAUGCAAUUCAUUGAUCAGGACAAAAGUUCAUUUGACGCGUACGUGCACGCGUUUAGUACAUAGCACCACACUUUUGCUGUUGUUCCGGGACAAAGAAAAGAGAGAUUCCCAUGGAAAGCUUGCAAAGCUAAAGUUCUACCAUCAACUUUGAUCACCUUUACGCAAUCCCCAAAAAUGAACGAAGAAGACAUUAAUGCCGUAAAGGUAACCAAUGAAGAAUACAAGAUCUGGAAAAAGAAUGCAGGAUUCUUGUACGAUCUAGUGGUCACACAUGCGUUGGAAUGGCCAACAUUAACAGUUCAAUGGUUUCCAGAUCGUGAAAGUCCAGCAGGGAAGAAUUAUGAUCAACAUCGGCUACUAUUGGGAACGCAUACAUCAGGUCAAGAUCAAAAUUACGUUCAAAUUGCCAAUGUUCAGCUACCGACAACAGCCUCUGAUGGCAAGGAAGCACCAUUAGACACGACAAAAUAUGAUGAAGACAAAGGAGAGAUUGGGUCCUACGGAGGCUUCACACCAAGGGUAUCGGUCAAUCAAAAAAUCAAUCAUGAGGGAGAGGUCAACAGAGCUCGGUAUUGUCCACAAAAUCCCGAUUUGAUUGCUACCCGAACAGUCGCAGGACCUACAUACAUCUUUGAUCGAACAAAGCACAGCCUACAGCCAAGUGCCGAUGGUAAAUGCAAACCAGACAUUGUGUUGAACGGGCAAGAGAGUGAAGGCUAUGGAUUAUCGUGGAAUCCUCUAAAGCAAGGACAUAUACUCGCAUCCUCUGAAGAUGAGACUGUAUGCCAUUGGGAUAUCCAAUCGUACAAGAAGGGAGAGUUGAAUUUGGAUCCUAUCACUACCUAUCGUGGACACUCUGCCGUUGUGGGUGAUGUUGCAUGGCAUAAUUUGCAUGAUUCAAUCUUUGCUAGCGUUGGCGAUGAUCGAUUGAUGUUGAUUUGGGAUACAAGAGAGAAAUCAUCCAGUCCAAAGAACAAAGUGGAAGAUGCUCAUUCAGCUGAGAUUAAUUCUGUCGUUUUCAGUCCAGCGAACGAGUACAUUCUUUGUACAGGAUCAAGUGACAAGACUGUCGCACUUUGGGAUAUGCGUAAUACCAAAUCAAGACUACAUUCCUUGGAAGCACAUACGGAUGAAGUCUUGCAAUUGGCAUGGUCACCGCAUCAUGAAACAAUUCUGGCAAGUGCAGCAGCUGAUCGCAGAGUCAUGAUUUGGGAUCUUUCCCGAAUCGGUGAAGAACAGACGCCGGAUGAAGUGGAAGAUGGACCUGCAGAGCUGUUAUUCGUUCAUGGUGGACACACCGCACGUCCUUCUGAUAUUUGUUGGUCACCUCAAGAAGAGUGGACGAUGGCUACUGUUGCCGAAGAUAAUGUUUUGCAGAUCUUCAAGCCAAGCGCAACAGCUUUGGGUGACGAUGGUGGUGAUGUACCAGAAGAUCAAUUAGAGUGAAGGGUAAAACCCAUGUAAAACAAAUGACUAUAUAUAUAAUGUUGUGCAGCAAGUUCAAUACGAUUUGUAUCUCUACAGUAAGGAUGUGAAUUAGGAUUCAAAGAGAAUGAUGCAAUCGAUGUGACAUUAGGAU